Messenger RNA from Sorex araneus (European shrew), 3460 nucleotides. It is a transcript of the gene FUBP1, whose product is annotated as far upstream element binding protein 1. Gene Ontology annotation, biological process: regulation of DNA-templated transcription. The coding region runs from base 128 to 2191 and encodes 687 amino acids. The record is from RefSeq and is a predicted model, not a curated record. Gene Ontology annotation, molecular function: mRNA binding. NCBI's taxonomy places the organism in Eukaryota, Metazoa, Chordata, Mammalia, Eulipotyphla, Soricidae. The transcript has 22 exons. Gene Ontology annotation, cellular component: nucleus; cytoplasm.
GCCCCUUUACGGCACGAUGGUCGCACAAGAAUGUGAUACAGGCUCGGUGGCCGCCAUUUUCUUUCUUUCUUAGCAGUUGGCUGGGAGGUCUCUGCGAAGCGGCGGGAGCGGGCACUAGACUGUAGGCAUGGCCGACUACUCAACGGUGCCGCCACCCUCCUCUGGCUCCGCUGGCGGCGGCGGCGGCGGCGGGGGCGGCGGCGGAGUGAACGAUGCUUUCAAAGAUGCGCUGCAGAGAGCCCGGCAGAUUGCAGCAAAAAUUGGAGGUGAUGCUGGUACAUCGCUGAAUUCAAAUGACUAUGGUUAUGGGGGACAAAAAAGACCUUUGGAAGAUGGAGAUGGCUCUUGGACAAGUCCGAGCAGUACAACACACUGGGAGGGAAUGCCCUCUCCUUUUAAAGAUCAACCAGAUGCUAAGAAAGUUGCUCCUCAAAAUGAUUCUUUUGGAACACAGUUACCGCCGAUGCAUCAGCAGCAAAGGUCUGUAAUGACAGAAGAAUACAAAGUACCAGAUGGAAUGGUUGGAUUUAUAAUUGGUAGAGGAGGAGAACAGAUCUCACGCAUACAGCAGGAAUCUGGAUGCAAGAUUCAGAUAGCACCUGACAGUGGUGGUCUUCCAGAAAGGUCUUGUAUGUUAACUGGCACGCCAGAAUCUGUUCAAUCAGCAAAACGGUUAUUGGACCAGAUUGUUGAGAAAGGAAGACCAGCUCCUGGCUUCCAUCAUGGUGAUGGACCUGGAAAUGCAGUUCAAGAAAUCAUGAUUCCAGCGAGCAAGGCAGGAUUAGUUAUUGGAAAGGGUGGAGAAACUAUUAAACAACUUCAGGAAAGGGCUGGCGUUAAAAUGGUUAUGAUUCAGGAUGGACCGCAGAACACUGGUGCUGACAAACCUCUUAGGAUUACAGGAGAUCCAUACAAAGUUCAACAAGCCAAAGAAAUGGUGUUAGAGUUAAUUCGUGAUCAAGGUGGUUUCAGAGAAGUUCGAAAUGAGUAUGGAUCAAGAAUAGGAGGAAAUGAAGGGAUAGAUGUCCCCAUUCCAAGAUUUGCUGUUGGCAUUGUAAUAGGAAGAAACGGAGAGAUGAUUAAAAAAAUACAAAAUGAUGCUGGUGUUCGAAUUCAGUUUAAGCCAGACGAUGGAACAACACCUGAUAGAAUAGCACAAAUAACAGGACCUCCAGAUAGAUGUCAACAUGCUGCGGAAAUUAUUACAGACCUUCUUCGAAGUGUUCAGGCUGGUAAUCCUGGUGGACCUGGACCUGGUGGUCGAGGAAGAGGUAGAGGUCAAGGCAACUGGAACAUGGGACCACCUGGUGGACUACAGGAAUUUAAUUUCAUUGUACCAACUGGGAAAACUGGAUUAAUAAUAGGAAAAGGAGGUGAAACCAUAAAAAGUAUAAGCCAACAGUCUGGUGCAAGAAUAGAACUUCAGAGAAAUCCUCCACCAAAUGCAGAUCCUAACAUGAAGUUAUUCACAAUUCGUGGAACUCCACAGCAAAUAGAUUAUGCUCGGCAACUCAUUGAAGAAAAGAUUGGUGGCCCGGUAAAUCCUUUAGGGCCACCUGUACCCCAUGGGCCCCAUGGUGUCCCAGGCCCACAUGGGCCUCCUGGACCACCAGGACCUGGAACUCCAAUGGGCCCAUACAACCCUGCACCUUAUAAUCCAGGACCACCUGGUCCCGCUCCUCAUGGUCCUCCAGCCCCCUAUGCGCCCCAAGGAUGGGGAAAUGCGUAUCCACAUUGGCAGCAACAAGCGCCUCCUGAUCCAGCCAAGGCAGGAACAGAUCCAAAUUCAGCAGCCUGGGCUGCUUAUUAUGCGCACUAUUAUCAACAGCAAGCACAGCCACCACCUGCAGCUCCUGCUGGUGCACCCGCUGCAACCCAAACUAAUGGACAAGGUGAUCAGCAGAAUCCAGCUCCAGCUGGACAGGUUGAUUAUACCAAGGCUUGGGAAGAAUACUAUAAGAAAAUGGGUCAAGCAGUUCCUGCUCCCGCUGGGGCUCCUCCAGGUGGGCAACCAGAUUAUAGUGCAGCCUGGGCUGAGUACUAUAGACAACAAGCAGCCUACUAUGCCCAGACGAGUCCCCAGGGAAUGCCACAGCAUCCUCCAGCACCUCAGUGCCUUCCCAGACCUUCCACCUUAGGUUCUGCUGCAAAAAGCAACAGUGCUGAAGAUGCUGCAAGCACCAAAUCAUAGCUCAUAAAAUCAGGUCCUGAGAUAGUUACCCAUAAAGAGGAAUCCUUUGAGUGUAUGCCAUUGGUGAGCCGAUGAGCAUGGACCAUAGAAGGGCUCAAUGUAGAAGGUAAAAUUGGCAAGUCAUAAUUGAGAAAUAUGAAAUGUAUUCCCAUACAUAAUAUGAUAUAGGGUGUAAUGUACCUGCUUUUGAUCACUUUUUAUUUUUAAGUGCUAUUCACUUUCUUAAAUGUUCCAUAAACUGUUAAAUUUCAUAAGUUAUGUAGCUACUGCACCACAUUUACGUGUGUGUAUGUGUGUAUGUGUGUUUUAGUAGUCAAUGAUAGGCAUGUUAAGAUUGAUAUAAGGGAUCCUUUUGAACCUUUUAAGAGUCUAUUGAGUCUUGGUUAGUUGAAGUUUGCAUUUUUAUGAAAGAAAAUGUAGAUGAAUGGUAAUAGAUAUUUGAGCAUUAUAUCUCAUGAGAAUUUUUUUCAUUACCAUAAGCCUUCACUUGAAUACUGCAAGCAUUUUUUAAUGGCGCUAUUCUUACCUUGAAAUUAAUGGAAAGCAGAAAAGGUGAGCCAGUUGACUUGAAUGCAGUGGAUGUGUUAGGGUUUGUAGAAACAAUGUUUACUUAGAUUGAAAUGGGAUUUACUAGCAUUUAAACUAGAAAAUGUUAUUUUUAAAGAUCGCUUUUAGUGUGGUUUUAGAGUUCUUAUGGUUUGAUAUUUCUUUUAGACGUGAAAGGUGUACUUAAUUCAUAAAAAUCAUUUUAAUAUUAAAGCUAGUGAUUUAAUACUAGUUUGUAAACAUUGUAAAAUAUAUCCUUACACAAAUACUUUGGUAGUUAAUAAUAAAGGGUGGGUUUGAGUAGGUGUAGUAAAAUACAGUAAGAGAAAUAGGAAUAUAUUCAGAAGUUAUAUUUCAUUUGUUUGAGUACUCUGUCAGAAGAAGAACCAGUUCUACCUGCAUUAUUUUAACUAUUUCCUGAAAUAAGGAUGUAGAAAUUAAUAAUCAAUGAGAAUGUCUUAUUUUUAUUUUCUGAAAAUUCUGCCUCACUUUUAAAUGCAUUUUAACAAUACUAGUUAAUGAUAAAUUUGACUCUUGAAAAUAACCUUACUUCUUGUUUAGUCACUUGAGUUUCCUUGCACAGUAUAAGCUUCAAAGGGUUUUUUUUAAUAGGUGCUUUUAAAAAGCAAAUCCCAAAGUUUUAUUUUCUUCAGUGAUAUCCCUAUAGAACUCUUAAAUGUAUUUGCGCAUAUAAAUAUUUUUUCUUAUGCAUGCUCAAUGCAU